Molecule: messenger RNA, 1231 nt
Organism: Momordica charantia (bitter melon)
Lineage: Eukaryota; Viridiplantae; Streptophyta; Magnoliopsida; Cucurbitales; Cucurbitaceae
Product: palmitoyl-monogalactosyldiacylglycerol delta-7 desaturase, chloroplastic
Biological process (GO): very long-chain fatty acid biosynthetic process
Cellular component (GO): endoplasmic reticulum membrane
Molecular function (GO): palmitoyl-[glycerolipid] 7-desaturase activity
Source: RefSeq, a predicted model, not a curated record
UAAUAUGGUCGUUUCAAAAGAAGAACCGACGAAAAUGGUGAAGCUUUUUAAGAGAGAAUGGAGCAUGAUAGACAAAGAAAUGGCUUUCUUUUAUGUCUUUAUUCAUGUAGUUUGUAUUUUUGCACCGUUUCACUUCAAUUGGAGUGCGUUUUGGGUUGCCUUUGCAUUACAUAUUAUUACAUGUCUUUUCGGUAUUUCUAUUUCGUAUCAUAGAAAUCUUUCACAUAGAAGUUUCCAGCUUCCCAGAUGGCUUGAAUACUUGUUUGCUUAUUGUGGGGUUCAUGCGCUCCAGGGUGAUCCAAUCGGUUGGGUGAGUACGCAUAGGAGUCACCAUCAAUUUGUUGAUACUGAAAAAGAUCCACACAGUCCUAUUCAAGGAUUCUGGUUUAGUCAUCUGACAUGGAUGUUUGAUUCCAAUUCUUUGACUAAAAAAGUUUGUCCAAAGUAUUUUGAUAAUUUUGAAGAGGUAAAAAGAAGYGGUUGUGUGAUUGUUGGAAAAUAUGGGAGACCAGAUAAUGUCAGUGACUUGGAGAAGCAAACUUUCUAUAGAUUUAUUCAAAAAACGUAUCUUCUUCAUCCAAUUGCUCUUGCAUUCCUACUUUAUGCCCUUGGAGGACUACCUUUUCUUAUUUGGGGAAUGUGUGUGAGGACUAUAACGUGCCUACACAUAACAUUUAUGGUGAACUCAGUAUGUCAUAUAUGGGGAAAGCAACCAUGGAAAAAUGGCGAUUUAUCUAGAAACAACGGGUGGGUGGGUUUGCUUGGAUUUGGAGAAGGCUGGCACAAUAACCACCAUGCAUUUGAGUAUUCAGCUAGGUUUGGACUCGAAUGGUGGCAAAUUGACUUUGGCUGGUACGUUAUCAGGCUCCUCCAAGCAAUUGGAGUGGCCACUAAUGUCAAAGUACCCUCUCAAAGCCACAAGCAAAGACUCGGCACGACAAACCAAAAAGACAUGCUUAAAUGAUAUUUUAAAUCUAGAAACGAUAAGAUUUUGCUCUUCACCGGUGAGGAGCAAUCUUGUCUUUACCAUCGUUAAAUACUUUACAACUCAUUAUCAUUCAAAAAAAAAAAAAAUUUGUUUUUGCUUUAUCUUUCUCAGUUGUCAAAUAUUUAAUGGUGGUAAAGACAAGUUGUUUUUUACUGGCAAAAAGUCAAGUUUUAUCCAUAUAGAAAUAAUUAUGUCUCCACAAUAAUGAUGUAAUAUGUUACUAUAAUACAUUAUAAGUUAAUA